Messenger RNA from Gopherus flavomarginatus (Mexican gopher tortoise), 2918 nucleotides. RefSeq names its product urotensin-2 receptor-like. The transcript is spliced from 3 exons. NCBI's taxonomy places the organism in Eukaryota, Metazoa, Chordata, Testudines, Testudinidae. Gene Ontology annotation, biological process: regulation of blood pressure; neuropeptide signaling pathway; blood vessel diameter maintenance. Gene Ontology annotation, cellular component: membrane. Bases 1359 to 2507 code for a protein of 382 amino acids. The record is from RefSeq and is a predicted model, not a curated record. Gene Ontology annotation, molecular function: urotensin II receptor activity.
UUCUGAGCACCGCCUUUGCAGAUGCACGGAGGUCUCUCGCCGUCUGCCCGGGCUUGUCCUCGCUUUUGGAAAGUUCUGGCUCCAAGACCCCCUUUUUAAAAGAAAAAAAACAAAAAAACAAAACUCACCAUUUUAUUUUUCCCUAGGAAACUUCAGCAGUUGGAUUGAGCAUGAAGCUUCCUUUCUCUUGUAGCUAAAUGGAACGUGCCAGGUACUGAACUGGUGCUGAGGGAACAGGCUGGACCAGCUGGGAAACCUGUGACUGCUGAGAGAUGCUCUGAACUGCUGCUUGGAGGGAAGGAGAGUGUUGCUGAAGUUUGCGGCUCCCAGGUUGGGAAGCCGCGCAGCCCGUGGGCUCUGGGUGAUCAGGUGAAGCCUCGGCAGUAACGGUGUCCGGAGCUGAGCGAACACGGCGCUUGGAGCAGGGGGAGCGGAGCGGAGCAGAGCAGAGAGCAGAAGGUGCCGGGCUCUCCCCGCAAACCUGCCCUUUGCUCCAAGCGCUGCGCUCCUCUUCGAGCGCCCCGCGCGAAAACUGGCGGAGCUGCAGGGACCCUUGGAACAGACCCCGCGCCCCGUCCCAUCGCUCCGGUUCACCACCAUGUGCAAAUUGGAAUCUCAGUUAUAAUAAGAACCUCAGAGAAAAGUUGUUCUGUGAAGAGCAUGACUUCUCUGUGUAAGGCUGCUGUGUGGAACUCAGUCUGUUUACAUGUGUAUCUCACACACACACAAAAUACAGAGAGAUUUAGUUGCAGAUUGUUAAUUGAAGGCUUGUUAUCCCUUUUCUUGAUGUCUUAGACUCCUUCAUACUGAGAAGAUUAAUAACUGCCAAAGCAGACUGGUUUCAUAGUGGUGAUGGCUGUUAAGCCAUCAACAUCAAAUAGAAGCUUGUCCAAUCUUGUGGUAGUGGUUAUAAAACCCUUUAGUGAUCUGCACGUCCUCCUAAGCUUCCCUCUGACUAGCAACCUGGGAAAUGGCACUAUAGUGAAGGGUAGGGCCCUUCACAGCCUGAUCUUGCAAAAAAUUACGUGCAUCUUUGCACAUGCCAGUAAUGCCAUUGCGGAACAUCUGCAGUCUGCACAAGUGGUGCAAAAAUGUGCCUCAGAGCAGGGUGGCUGCCACAUCAUAAUCUCUGUUGUUUUGCCAAACAUCUAACUCACUUCUUUUCUGAUACAUUUUGUCUUGUGUAGAAACUGGGAUCCAUUGUGCAGAUCAUAGUCAGGGAGUCCUUUUUCCAUCUGAUGAAAACCUGCUAAGAAAUGAUCCUGCUCCUCGUAUCUGUUCAAGUCCCCUGGCUGAAAAGAACUGACCUGGGAAUGCCCAAGGUAUGAGAAGAGCCGUUGAGUUAGCUGUUCAAGAGGAUGUCUGUAAAUGAAGAGCUAGAGAGCAGGUUUUCAGCAACCACCAUGAUGGCCAUGAAGGCAAGUGAAGGGAGCCCAUUCAGAAUCAGCCCCAACAUUUCCUACAAUGCCACCUGGGACAAUGCUCCAGCUGCCAGUUCAAUGGAGGACAUGAUAGCCACUUGCACCAUCGGGACUAUCCUCUCCAUUAUGUGUGUGAUCGGUGUGACGGGCAAUGUCUACACCCUGGUGGUGAUGUGCCAUUACCUGAGAUACUCUGCCUCUAUGUACAUUUACAUCAUUAACCUUGCCUUGGCAGACCUGCUCUACCUGCUCACCAUCCCUUUCAUUGUUGGGACAUACUUCAUCCAGGAAUGGUACUUUGGAGACGUCGGCUGCCGCAUCUUAUUCAGUCUGGAUUUCCUCACCAUGCACGCCAGCAUCUUCACCCUGACGGUCAUGAGCACAGAGCGCUACUUCGCAGUGCUGAAGCCCCUGGACACGGUAAAGAGGUCCAAAAGCUACCGGAAAGCCAUUGCCAUCGUCAUUUGGGUGGUGUCUCUGCUGCUCACGCUCCCAAUGCUCAUCAUGAUCCAGCUGGUGCAAAGAGACCGCAAAAGCAUCUGUCUGCCCACCUGGAGCAAGCUGUCCUACAAAAUCUAUCUGACCAUCCUCUUCUGUACUAGUAUUGUUGGCCCAGGAGUGAUCAUUGGAUACCUUUACAUUAGACUAGCCAGGACCUACUGGGUGUCCCAAACAGCCUCUUUCAAACAGACCAAGCGGCUGCCUAAUCAAAAAGUUCUGUAUCUAAUUUUCACCAUAGUGCUGGUCUUCUGGGCUUGCUUCUUGCCCUUCUGGAUCUGGCAGCUUCUCUUCCAAUAUUAUGAAUCCUUCCCUUUGUCCCCCAAGGCCAUGAGGAACAUUAACUAUCUGACAACCUGCCUGACCUACAGCAACAGCUGCAUCAACCCUUUCCUCUACACCCUGCUGACCAAAAACUACAAGGAAUACUUGAGGAACAGACAACGCUCUUUCAAUAGCAGCAGUGGGUACUUCCAGAGGAGGAAUCGAUUUCAGAGGAUUUCUGGGAGAUCUCUUUCCACAAGCAGUCAGCAUUGCACAGAGACUUACGUGCUCACUCAUGUUCCUGUGGGAAACAACAGUGCCUGAAGAUACAUCUCCAAGAAAAGAAAAAUCAAUAUUGACUUCAGUAUUGUGUUGCUUGAAAGUGCAACAUUGUAAAGGCAAAGUCUUAGCAGAUUCAUAAUGCUUUAACGUUGAGUCCAGAGAUUGUGCCAUAGCAAUCUGCACUCAUUUAUUUCCAAUGCCGUCGAUUUUGUUUCUCACCUGAUGCCUUUUGGUUUUUUCAUUCUCUUUUUUUUUUAUGGUGUAUUGAUGUAUUUCUCUCCCAUCUGUAAUGAGAACCUGUAACAUUGACACUUUUUUUAUGAUUACAGCUGUCGCCCAACAUUUUAAAAUUAAGUUAUUGAAAUAUUAGUUUAGAUGGUUUUAUGUUUUUUUAAACAAUGACGCUAGAGUAGACAUGGCUGGUUGUAUAAGAAGUGAAAAUAGUACAAUUAA